Messenger RNA from Mesocestoides corti, 2004 nucleotides. The record is from the annotation of a GenBank genome assembly. Lineage: Eukaryota; Metazoa; Platyhelminthes; Cestoda; Cyclophyllidea; Mesocestoididae.
AUGGUCUCUGUUUACUUGGUUCCAGCCCUGUGUUUGGGCACGCAUUCAGAGACGUCAUUCUUCAAGGUCUUCGAGACCCUCCUGUGUUCGUCAUAUCGACCAGAGCGGGGAGCCGUUAAGUGCCCCGCUGGCACGCAAAUCCACCUCCUCUCAGCAUUCCUUGGACCUCAAGCGGCCCUCGUCAAAGCCGAGGGUCCGAUCCCUGAAGGCGUCGUGCCCUGUCAGCCCCCAGUUCCAAGCCCACCGAAGACCUCUUCCCCGCCCCACUGCCUGAAAGCCAAGGACGUCACUCAGCCUUUGAAACAACUGUGCGAGGGUAAAUCAAACUGCAACAUUUCACCUGGCCAAUUCGCUUCAAAUGAGACGGUGUGUCGCGGAAUAGCAAGCGAAAUUUUUGUCUCCUAUCGCUGCGAGCCCAGUCCCCAAUUGGUGCAGUUCCGGGUUAUCUGUCGGGACACCUACAUGGAGAUAAAAUGUCCCCCCUCCCAUCGAUCCGAGGAGGUUCUUGUCGUAUUGAAUGCCCAGUUGGUCAAACACGCAGAAAAGAACACCUGCCCCGAGGUUGCAGAGCCCGACAGUGCAGUGGGUGUGUGCGCAGUUCGCAUGGACGUGACGGCCAGCGUGGUGGACCUGUGCAACCGCGAGCGCUCCUGCUCGGUCAUGCCCGACGCCGCCAUGCUGCCCCACGGCUACCCUGAGGUCUGCGCGCGCCGCCACCUCCAACUGAGCUACGCCUGCGUGCCUCUAAGCGUGCUUGAGGAUGAUCGAAAGUUGGCGGGGAAGCACGUGCCGCGUCAUCCAAAGCUCAGGCAUUGCAAACUAAAACUUACAGCUUCAAUAUUUUCUCAAGCUCACCAGAAGAAGAAUCGCCGAGAGCACAGUGCUCUUCUGACACCUCAUGCCCCAAAUUUGCCAGUUUAUCAGCAAGAGCAACUGGAUCCGGGAGCUUAUCACAAAUUGUCCAAUUCUGAAUUUGAAAGGUCCGCUUACUCUGGCUACGCGGGAGAAUCCGUACACGUUAAGACAUCUACAUUAACCGAUGAGAGGACGGGACAAGUGCCAAUGAAACUUCUUCCUGACAACAUGUCGAUGUUCCCUUUGAUAUUAGGAGUUAUAGUCGGUCUCGCAGUACUGGUUCUGCUUAUCCUUCUGCUGAUUGCAAUUGGAUUCCGGACAAGGCGCCAGAGGGCAGCCUACGCCCAGCGUAAAGCCCUUUCCGACCCGCCGAACACGGAUACGACCUUUUCAGACGGCGACAAGCAGCCAAAAGGCCCGUGUGUUCAGCAGCAGCCUGUGAACGGUGCAGGUAACUACGGAUACCUGAGGCCGGGUCAGCAGGGGAGAGACAGCGGUGCUGGGGGCGUGGCGUCCACGUACAUGUCUCAUGCGCUCUUCGCGACUGAAGCUUCGUGGCCAUCCGGACUUCAGCCGCCUCCAACUGGAGGCAACUACUUCGACGAAGAGCAGCCAAACGUCAUCGUUUCGCCAUUAGGAAGAGAUUCAGGGUCGCAGGGAUACAUACAACUUCCUGUGAUGUCGCAUUCGUGCACAACAACGGACGGUCUUGGUGGCACGCGCAUGUGCUCGCCGGCAGUGAACUCAAGCCUUUCAACAGAGAGCGAUCGAUUUUCGGGUCGCGCGAGCAGCCAUCCCUCGUCCUUCCAGCCCCUGUUUCCGACCUCUCCCAACUGCCACAGGACACAAACGUGUGCUGACAAGCAGCCAGGACAGCAGAUGUGGAUUGGCUAUGACGGGCCCCUCACAAACGGUGACGCGAGCCACUUGCUAGUGCCACCCGGUGGUGGCAAUGACAAACCCCACGCACGAACCGGCUCCUUCGAGAGCCUCAUUGAACCUCCGGAGAGCUUCAAGAACCAAUCACAGCCCGUGGAACCCGUGGACUCGGUGCCACCUGGAAUGCCUCCGCUGACGCUGGAUGCACCUUCGGCGCUGACGCAGUCCUACAGUUGGGGCUGGCAAGAACCAGGCGUCAGCUACCACUAA